UGUGUGUUUGACCACCGGCUCAGACGUAUCGACAAGUGAUUAUACGCAGAUAACAAUGAAGCUGUUACUAGCACUAACAUUCUGCUUGUUGGCCCUCAUUUCUGUAGAAUGUAAAGAUCUGGUAGUGGGCACGAGCUACCAAAACCGAUUGAUUUGGCAACAGAAAGCCGAAUACAACGCAAUACCGCUGAAGAAGAGAGUUAAGGAAGUAUUCUUUUCAGACCCCGGACAGCAAAUUAUUAAGGGUAUAAUCGCCCGAGACUUGGACAAUACUGACGCCCUAGCCACCAUCACCGCCGGAGGUCUGGGUUUCUCAUACGCUAACAUCAGGCUCAAAAGUGAUCGAGGAUCAGGGUUGAACUACCAGAUCGAGAUUUAUAUUUAAGAUAAACAAACAAUUUUUUAGUUCAGUACUCGUAUAAGUAAUCAGUACAAUUAUUAUGAUAUAGCUUUACUACGUAUACGUAGAAUUUGUUGAUAAGAAUAACUGGGUUAGUAGAAAUACUUACAAAGAAUCUGCCUUAUAUUAUAUAUUCGUGUAAUUUAGAUAUAACAUUUUGAAAAUAAUUUUUUUGAUAAUUCCCUUAGUCUUCAAAUUUUUUAGGCAAACGUUUGUUACAAAAUCCAACAAAAUUUUUCUGAAGUAAAUAAUUUAAGUAUACUUCUAUGGGUAUGAAAUUUGUAAUUGAGUAAUGCUUGUUAUUAUAUAGAUAAUUGUUUCA
This is a messenger RNA of Amyelois transitella, 722 nucleotides long. RefSeq names its product probable salivary secreted peptide. Lineage: Eukaryota; Metazoa; Arthropoda; Insecta; Lepidoptera; Pyralidae. The coding region runs from base 56 to 385 and encodes 109 amino acids. The record is from RefSeq and is a predicted model, not a curated record. The transcript has 2 exons.